Messenger RNA from Lolium perenne, 825 nucleotides. The record is from RefSeq and is a predicted model, not a curated record. Lineage: Eukaryota; Viridiplantae; Streptophyta; Magnoliopsida; Poales; Poaceae.
AUGGCGAUGCUGGAUGAAAGGAAAGAGGCGGAAACCAUCAUGAACAAUUUCCUCAAGAGAGAGCGCGAAGCUGUCCAAUCGCUGGAACAGGCCAAGAAACUCCGGAAGCACUGGGAGUCCAAGAUGAGCGAGGCUCAGAAGGACGCUGAUAGGAUUAGGCGGGAAGCUAUUACUCCCCGCAAGAUCACCUUCACAACUCCCACUGAGCAACAGCCGCUCACAACUCCAAAAUAUAACAUGAAGAAGGCUGUGGAGCUCUUGAAAAAGAAGGAUGAGGAGGUUGAUAUCAACCACAUCCGCACGCUCAUUGCUUCAGCGGUACAGCAGCAGAGCAAGGCAGACACUUCUCGCAGGUUUAAAUCCAACCCGGAUCACUGUGUAUCCACCGCGCAGAAGGACGCCUAUGACAAACAACAUCGUGAUGAUGAAUCGCGCACCGGAUCCACGGAGCGCAGGAGAAGGACCAAAGAACAUCCAAACCCGAUCCCGGUGCCUUCGGAAUCUUCUCCGAAAGACCCAGCAAAGGGAAAGGGCUCGAUGUAUGCUGGCAAAUACAAGUACCGGAAUCCGUCACCUCCGCCUCGGAUCCCGCGUCCUCCGCCACCACCUCACCGUCGUAGUCCAGCCGGAAACAGCAGGCCCCAUGGGCCCGGUGGAAUCAAUAUUCGCGACAAUGUGCCGCCUCCGAGGAACAGGAACACGGAGCGCGAGCCCAAGCCUCUCCGGAGUAGGAACAACAACCGCGAGCCUGCACCUCGAAAGAUCCGGAAUGAAGAACAAUAUGAACUGGAUGAACAGCUCACGGCGGCGCUCGAACUCCGGUGA